UUCCAGCCGCCUCCCUCUCCUCUCUUCUCCUCUCUCUCAUUUUCUCUCAUGUUAACCUAACAUUAAAUCCUCUUUUUGAAUUUUUACACCAGAGCUUCUCACCUCCUCCUACCAUCACUCUCUGGUCUUCCAUAUGGUAGCGUCAUCCACAACCUUCACUUUACUCCUAUCAUCAACCACAGACAACAACCCACACAUCAAGAACCGGUUUCAGUUUUUCAAGCCCGAUCUAGAUCGUCUUCCAUAUAGCAGUGCCGUCCACAACCUUCACUUUUCUCCAAUCAACAACCACCGACAACAACCCACACAUCAAGAACCGGUUUCAGUUUUUCAAGCUCGAUCUAGAUCUUUUCAUCUGAAUGGAGUCCUUUUUUAAUGAGUGGAAAGUAAUAAAAAUUUGUGUUUGUGGACUUUAUCUGGUGUUGGAAGAGCAGGAAUUGCACCUUUUUUAGUGGUUAUAAUGGCUCCACAUGCAUUUGCAGAUCUAAGCAUCUCUUUGAUCUUUGAUUCAUUGUGAAAUGAAGGAAUUACAGGGCUUUGGUAUAACGGCAGCAGUAAAAAAAAAAGCCUAUUUAAUUGGUUUCUCUUUCUCUCCCUACAAGAUAAGAAAAUUCUUUUUUACAAGACUCGAUCACUCCUUGGUUGACAAUUCAUAGAAUCAUCAUGUGGCUAGAGAUCAUCUGUUGUCUGAUCGCUUACAUGCUGUUCACAUGCUUCUUCUCCGACGAUGACGACGUUUUAGAGGUCGAAUCCUCUGACACCAAUGCACUUUUCAACGUAGCUAACAAGCUUGAAAAGCUAUAUGGAGGAAAGGUUUAUGUAGGGCUCCGAAUUCCGGAUGCUGACACUGGUUCAAGGCAAAAUAUAGAUAUAGUUCUUGUCACCAAAGGUGAGGCAGUGGUAAUUUCUGUCAAGAAUUUCUCGGGUUCUGUAUCAAUAAGUGGUGAUGGCAGCUGGGUUUGUGAAGGCGAAGGUAGACACAAAUCAGAGCGUCAUCCUGAUCCUGUGGAGGAGACUAAAAAGCAAGCUUCAAUUCUUGAAUCAUAUCUUGAACAAAGGGGAGUUGCUCUACCUGAAGGAUAUUUGUCUUGCAAAGUUGUACUUCCCAAUCCUAAGUUGCAUACAAUCCGUUCAGGCUAUUUUCCACCCGAGGUUAUUACCUAUGACCAAUGGGUACUGCUGAAACCUGAACCAAAAGGCCUAUUUUCUGGUUGGAAAAAGGGUUCCUUUAGUGGUGGAAAGAAGGAGAUGCAGGAAUCUAUGCAUCAGAAACUCAACUUCACUCUCAGCACAGCUCCUGUGUGGGACAGGUUGGAGCUUAAGGGUAAUAAAUAUGUCCUAGGAGAAUUUCUGGAGUUUAAAGGACAACAAGAAGAUAUCAUGGCUUUGAGGAACAUCAAAAGAUCGAAAGUUAGUCGUUUGAUCAUUCAAAAGACGAGCAUGUUUGGACUAGCCAAUUCAAAGCUCCAGGUUUUGUACUCUGGCCGUGAUUAUCGAAGUGAAGGGGCUUCAGCUUCUGAGUUGAAGGAAGAAACCGUAAGAUCAAGUACAGAGGUUCUGUUUCAGGCAGAGAACUCCGCUAAAGUCCGCAAAUUCAAGCUUUCUUCAAUUAUCUCCAUGUCACUAAGUGCCUGAACAUGCUCAUGCUGAAUACAAGUUAUGCAUUGCUGUGGAAGCUAUAGGUCAUAGGCUAUGAUGUCACCUUAUGACUGCCUCCUUACGUGUAGGUGUGAAAUUAUAGUUCAUAUUGUAAACUAAAACAACUAAAUUAUGACAAAAAAUAAUAAUAAUAUUUUGCAUUUAAUA
This is a messenger RNA of Populus trichocarpa (black cottonwood), 1806 nucleotides long. RefSeq lists its product as uncharacterized. The transcript is spliced from 7 exons. The coding region runs from base 664 to 1635 and encodes 323 amino acids. NCBI's taxonomy places the organism in Eukaryota, Viridiplantae, Streptophyta, Magnoliopsida, Malpighiales, Salicaceae. The record is from RefSeq and is a predicted model, not a curated record.